Pseudozyma hubeiensis SY62 is the source of this 5085-nucleotide messenger RNA. RefSeq lists its product as hypothetical. The record is from RefSeq and is a predicted model, not a curated record. Bases 1 to 5085 code for a protein of 1694 amino acids. The transcript has a single exon. Lineage: Eukaryota; Fungi; Basidiomycota; Ustilaginomycetes; Ustilaginales; Ustilaginaceae.
AUGCAGCACACCCCUCUACCGGCUUCGCUCAGCGCGAGCAGCAUGCAGCAGCAUGCUUCGAAGCGCAUCUCCUCUCACGAUCGUCGCGAGGCCGCUACUUCCGGCAGCGUGCUCUCUUACGCAUCACAUCUUCCAGCAUCCCUCGGCGUAGGCGCUCAACAGGCACCAGCAAGAUCACUCAAGGAACGUCUUGGUCUCUCCAGGAACGCCUCCUCUUCCUCCUCUGCUUCGUCCCUUCCACGCUCACAGUCGAGCGUCGGUGGUCUUCAAUUCUCCAAUGCCAGCGCAUCGAGCUUCUCCACAUACAUCCCGACGUGGGCCCCUCAGAGCCAGAGCUCCAACCCAGCUUCGCAUCCGCCAGAUCGUCUCUCCGCGAGCAGCAGCACCGCAUCCAUCGAUUUGCCAUCUGCCUCGAUCCCUUCUCGCAACUUUCUCGUGCCCAUCGGUACAACGGGUGCGCGCCAAAAGCUCUCCAUCUCCAGCGCUUCUCAGAGACGCAAGCUUGCCCGAUCCGAGGACGCGACAUGGUCCACCCUCAGCCCACAAAGCCAGAUGCCGGCAGGUGCCUCGGGACUCAAUCGCUCACAAUCCGAUUUGCACAACCUGAGCGCACUAGACGGCUCAGCCGUCCACGGCUUGAGCCGAUCUUCCUCCAGUGGUCUCUUGGGAUCGAGCUCAGGCUCAUCAUCCCCCCUCACACCUCAAUCAGCAUCACAUACCGUCCUCACUCCGGCCGAGCUGGUACAGCAGGCAGCCAUGCAGCGCCUGUCUUCGCAGCGCUUCAUGGCUCCUCACCAGCCUCGCAGCGUCUCGGAAAACAUCGUGCCUGCACGAUCUUCGUCCAACCGCCCCUCAUUGGGCCCGCCUGCAUCUGCACAACCAAUUGUUGAACAACAGCAGUCGUCUUCUCACCUGGUUCCGACAUCGUCGACCUCAGACAGACGACCAGAGCCAUUGCCGAUGAGCUCAACCCCUCUCGCACCUCGAUCAGCGGCCGUUGUGGUACCCGACCGUACCGCCUCGAGCAGCAUCCCCAAUUCAGACGCAGAUCGUCGCCCAGCACCCGCCAUCGUCAACGCCAGCGUUCAACCACCCGCCGACUCUCGAGAUCUUGCGGACGACAACAGCAUCUCAUCCAGGCCGCUGACACUCGCCGAAACCUACAAGCGAGCCAUGCUCGAGCGCGAUGCGGAGCGCGCAAGGUCCGCCGCGGCUCGCAUCGAUAUCGCACCGUCCAAGGUCGCCUCAGCACCCUCGCAAGCUUCCGCACCCACUCUGGAUCUCAAAUUGCCCAGCUCGAGCUUCUUUGAUGAUGAUGAUUCGACACGCACCAGCACUAGUACCGUGACGCCUCAGCCUCCCACCUCUCCCGCCACCGUCCGUCAUCGCGAGUCUGACGUGUCCACGACCCAGCAUCGCUUGGACGGUCGCACUCGUGGCUUACGCGAGGCCCCGACCCCACCCCGAGACGAUGUCAAUAGCAGCCGCAUUGCAACUCUCGACAAGACCACACCGCCACGAUCCGGCUCGGCUCUACCCUCGCUUCAGAAAUCGUACGAUGAAGCCAUGUCGAUACAGAGUCGCAUCAAGUCGCGCAGCAACGACGAGCCUGCGUACGGCGGCCUGUUUGACAGCAACAUCGAUCCCUUUGCUACCAGCGCCACCGACGACCAGCUCGCGCGCUCCUAUCUGGCGCUGCGCGACGAGGACGAGGAUGCUGCUGAACGUCACGGCAAGGCUACGCCAAAGCAGAACACGACCACGCCGAGCGCAUCGAAAAAGCAAGCAGAACAGGCGACUAAGUCCUCACCGCUCAGAUCACCCGCACCGGAUGUCGGCACACCACGGACACCACCCGCUGACAAGAGCUUUGUGCAAUUCUCCACUCCAGAGGAAGAUCGCACCACGCCGAAAGCAGAGCUCACAUCGUACGACGUCACGUCUCCCCGUCGUGCCUCACAGGCAGUCGCUCACGUCGAAGAGAGCGCCUUUACUGCAGAGACCGAACGACCCGCCCUUCUGCGCGAAGUUUCGCUCAAGACGUUGCGAUCGCCGCCUAACAAGCUGGAAGCUUCGCCUGGCCCGCACGAAGAGGCAGCUUUGCAGGCCGGUGCUGUCGCGGCCGCAGCUGUCUCGCCGUCCGUCAACGCUGGAACCUCACCUAUGGCGUCCAAGCCACCCAGUCGUACUUCACCUGCCGUCAACGGCGAGCGCACGCUGCAUCCGAUAGACGAGACCGCAGACGCCGCGAGGUGGAGGCGCGGCCAAGAAGCUUUGGCGACUUUCUCGCCCCUCCAGCAGAGCCGCUUCUCCGAGGCCAGCACUGACCGAUCCGAUUCGCGUGCGCCCACUCGCAACGAGCGUCGCUAUUCGGGACGCGCAUCCAGUGUCUCUAGCGCCGACGGACUCGGCGACGACUCCAACGAUGGGCAUCUGCUCCCUGCGAGCGCGUGGCACGAAGUCGAAAACGCCCUCCGAAGAUUCCGCGACAAGACAUCCGGUGUCGCCGCCGAUCGCGGCAAUCUGCUGCGCGCCGUACUGUUGCCCUUCUUGGCCCUCGAGGCAGAGACAAUCACUGUCGACGUCGUCGGCUCCGGCAUCUACGUCAAGGGUAAGGCGAGGCGUGCGCUCUUCUUCGACUGGAUCCGCUCGCUCCUGCUGGAGCUUCAGCACGUGCAGACCUCUGCUGAUCGUGGUGCCAUCCUGGAAAGCAUCGCUUGCAUCAUCGAGAGCCGCAACUUCUCGGCCUCGAUCCUCAGCGCUGAUCCAGAGGACGAAGCUCGAUUCUCCUCGGUCUUCGGCCACAUCUUGUCGUACGCGAUCGGAGAGCUCAAUAAGAAGGGCGUCUAUCAAAACACGCUCAUCUUUUCCGGCCGACUCUUGGCCGUCGCCUUCUUCAGGGUCAACGGCGUGGCGAGCAAGCUGCUGCGUGCGCUGCCCGUCAACCGCUUCGCCCUUGAACGAGUGGCGCGCGAGUUUGAAUGGCAGAGGAAGCGGCCGGUCGACUUUGACCGCUUUGCCAACCGCUUCCCAGCAACGCUACGCCAACUUUGCUACAAGGAUUCUCGACAGUACCUCAAGAUGCUCGACAGCGAGUCGGUGGCCGGGUCGGCCAACGGAUCGGAUCCGCAAAGCGCCGAAGACGAUAGAUUCCUGGUCUGUCAGCCCGAGGUGGAAGUCGAGAUGUCGGGCAACUGGCUCCGUCGAUGGCAGUCGGAUGACUCGGAGCUCUUCUUCAGCUUCUGCCGCAGCUACCAUCGACAGCUUGCCAGCCUGUUUGCCAGCUCCAAGACGCUUGACAGCGUGUCCAAGUACUUUUUCGGUGGACCCGGCUACGCGCACCUUGCGACCUGCGUCCAUCAAAAGUGUUUGGCCUUGGUGCAUCGUGUCAUCCUGUCCGUCACUACGCUGUCGUCGCAGAAAAACUUCAAUCCGGCAGGCGAGACGGCCAACGUGCUUUCCGGAAGCACUGCGGGCAAGCCGCGCAUCCUCGAAGCAGCCAAUCGUCGAUGCACAGCCAUCGUGGUCGAUAUCGUACGCGCACCAGCGGGGUCAAACAUGAUUUUCGCACCCAUGCUCGGCCUGCACAUCAAGGCGCUCAUCAAGCGAACGUCGUUGUACGAUGUUCAAGGCGUCUUUUGUCUGCUCGACUGGUUGGACGGAGUCAUCAGCCACAUGGACACGAAUGAGUUUAUCAGCGAAGGCUUCAUCGAUGUUUCGUUCAUCAUCACCACCAUCGGCAUGCUGCUCGAAAAUGCGGACCAUGCGCUGGCGCUCAUGCGCACCAUCGCUUUUUGCUACGCCAACUUUGGCGUGCUGACCGCGACGAGCGAGAAUCGCGUCUACUUUUGCGAACAGAUCCUGCUCAAGCCCAGCGUCUUUCACAAGCUCUUCCUCUCGUGGUCGUUCACCAUCCGAGCCUACUACCUGCAUCUGCUCGUGUUUAGACUGGCGCGUAUCAGCGACUUUCCGUCGCCAUCGGACGAUCCAAGCGGCAGGACAGCGGUGCGAGUGGUGCGUCUCUUCAACCAGCGUCUCGAGACGCUGCGGAAGAGGCAUGAUGUGCUUUCGCCAGAGACCGACUCGAGUUCGGACGGCACCAAGUCGGAGGACGGCAGAUCGAGAAAGUCGGGAACGUCGACGUUUGUGAGCACCAUCAAGCGCGCCUCCACGGACGGGGAAGCCAGCUCAGAGGGGAGCAACGACGGUCGACCCAGGGCAGAGAAGAUCAUGGGCAUGACCGCUGUGGAUCCGCGCGCUUCACCGUCUACCAAGUCGUCGGAGUCUAAGAAAGCGUCACACUCCAAGACCAAGAGCUGGCUUAAGGCGUUCCGUGGUGCCAAGGAUGGCAAAAACGGCUCUCAUCGCGCCAUCCAACCCUUCUCGCCGACUUCGGGCAGAGCGACGUCCGGGGUCGAGUCGGACGACGACAGCAAGACGAUCGGUAGCGCACGCACGACGCCGCGCACGUCGUUCGAGUCGGCGAGCUCGGAUACCCUGUCAGACGUUUCGACGCUUGCUGGUAGUGUGCGUGGUGGAAAGUCGAAGAGCGGCAGCGGUUUCGAAUUCGACAUCAAGGAGCAACAGAAGCAGCAGCAGCAACAGCAAGGAGCGCGUUCCUCUUCGCAAGCUACGCACUCGCCUACACACGACGCUGGUGUUGCUGCGGACACGAUGUUUGACCUGCAGUCGGGGCAUGCACAGCAGCCGCCGACGCCGGGAAGGACGCCCAUGUCGCCACGCAUUUCGAAAGCUUUCUCAAGACGGGCGUCAAUGCUCCCGGGACCUGCAUCCGAAUUGGUCGCAGAGGCGGAAGCUCAGCAGGUACCGCCUGUACCCGAUCUGCCAACUGAGCACAUGGGACUGGGUCUGAGCGGCGUCAAUGGCGGUGGCCCUGAUGCCCCUCGUGCGGCUGAGGUGUACGACGACACUCUGCACAUCUACGCGGUGCAGAGUCUGCGCGAAUACGAACAGACGGUGCAAGAACACGACGAAUUCUUCGCCUCGGUGCCGCGGGACCAGUCGACGCAGGUGCCCCGACUGCCAGUGAACUGGCCUGCUAUGUGGUCUUCCACCGGAGAGUAA